This is a messenger RNA of Alexandromys fortis (reed vole), 1261 nucleotides long. RefSeq names its product acyl-coenzyme A thioesterase 1-like. Lineage: Eukaryota; Metazoa; Chordata; Mammalia; Rodentia; Cricetidae. Gene Ontology annotation, molecular function: fatty acyl-CoA hydrolase activity. The record is from RefSeq and is a predicted model, not a curated record. Gene Ontology annotation, biological process: fatty acid metabolic process; acyl-CoA metabolic process.
AUGGGAAUGAGACCCGAUCAGAAUAAAAUGCUAAGGUCUCGCAGAGUCCAGCCUCAGCGGAGGCUAGACCGCACCCAGGAACCCGAGAUCGCCAAAGAACCACGGUCCCCUCGACAGGGCUCCCCAUACACGAAGUUCCGCCUCACCUCCGGACUGCGAUCAGCCGCUCUCCACUUCCGGCAAGAACCGCCCAGCGGUCUUCGCGCGACCCACUUCCGGGCCCUCACUGGGCGUGGCACCCCCACCGGAAAUGAAGCACCGGCUGAAAUGCUAGCCCCGGAGAGAGGAAGAAGUUUGGCCGCCCGAGCCUCUGGUGGUGGGGAUCGUAGCCGAGCUCCACCCUUCGCUGGGCGCACGAACUUUGGUUUCCUGUCUGUGGUGCGGAAAAGCACUGGACUCCCAGAGGCUGAGCGUAGCAGGCUCGGCUUUGAGCGUCUGGGCGUGCCCACCCUUGCUCGGCUCUGUGGCUACGGCGGGGAAGGUGGAGAAAACCUUCCACUCGCGCCCCAACUUCCUGUUUGCUUUGUGCGCUUUGUGACCAUAGAUGGUGCUGGGAUUAAAAGCGUACACCGCCUAAGCAGUCACCCUCAGGUCAAGGGACCAGGAAUUGGCCUGCUGGGGAUUUCCAAAGGGGCUGACCUCUGCCUCUCCAAGGCCUCUUUCCUGAAAGGCAUUACAGCAGCUGUCGUAAUCAAUGGCUCCAUGGCCAACGUUACUGGAACAUUGCACUAUAAGGAUAAGACCCUGCCCCCUUUGAGCAUUAACAUGAACAGAGUGACCAAAGAUGGCCUUAGAGAUAUUUUGGAAGCCCUGAAUUGCCCUUUAGAAGGCCCUGACCAGAAGAGCAUCAUCCCUGUGGAAAGGUCUGACUCCACCUUCCUGUUCCUUGUGGGUCAGGAUGACUGCAACUGGAAGAGUGAAUUCUUUGCCAGUGAGAUCUCCAAAUGCUUACAGGCCCAUGGGAAGGAGAAGCCUGAUAUCAUCUGCUACCCAGAAGCAGGGCACUAUAUUGAGCCUCCUUACUUCCCUUGGUGCAAGGCUUCCUUACAUGCCAAUUUUAACAUGCCUGUCCUCUUUGGGGGAGAGCCCAGGGCUCAUGCUAUGGCCCAAGUGGAUGCAUGGCAGAAUCUCCAGACUUUCUUCCACAAACAUUUGGGUGCUGAAGUGAGAACAAUCCCAGCAAAACUGUGAUUUUCUGUGAGCAGUGACACUUGUGAUGUUGAUCCCUCCUGAGAAUGGCUGCCCCUGUUAGGAUGUGCAU